Molecule: messenger RNA, 1261 nt
Organism: Daldinia decipiens
Lineage: Eukaryota; Fungi; Ascomycota; Sordariomycetes; Xylariales; Hypoxylaceae
Product: kinase A anchor protein
Exons: 1
Coding region: 347-1060 (237 amino acids)
Biological process (GO): DNA alkylation repair; regulation of DNA-templated transcription
Cellular component (GO): nucleus
Source: RefSeq, a predicted model, not a curated record
AGAGCCGUGCUAUUUUAAUCUAUACUUAAAGCUCCGGAGCUAUCUUCAAUCUUAGAAAUUACAGGCUUAGAUCUCAUUUAGAUUAUCUUCCGCAUAUCGAGAUAUUAGCCAACUUAUUUAUUUAGUUUGCGCACCGACAAAUUACGUAAGGGGCUGUAGGUUUAAUUUUCUUAGAUACUAUGUAUCCUGGAGAUAAUUGGUGCGGUGAAUUAUUAUUCAUUAUUCAACAUACCUUACAAAGUUGAAUCGAGGACCAAGCCAAACACAAACUCUAUAUGAUAAAUUCUGUAUCCUUUUAGCUUAAGAAGUAUUAGGUGUAUCAUCUAUUCUUUGGUACAGCUUUACUAUGCCGCCUCGGCCUUCACCUACGCACUUCUUAUGCUUACCACUUGUUACGGGGCAAUCCCGCCACCAACUCUCGGCGAGUUUAUCAGCCUUUAGCAGAGAUGUGACAAGCCCAGACAGUUUCGCUGUGCCAGAGCAAGCUAUUCGGCCAUUAGGUACACUUCACCUUACAAUUGGCGUUAUGAGCUUUCCAAGGGACGACGGCUUGGAUAAGGCAGUGGCGCUCUUAAAGACACUGGUACCUAGGAAAAUAAUGGCGAGCAUCAACGCUGCUGAAACAGGACAAGAGCCAACUGGGCCGCUGUCCCCUUUACUAUCUGUAACGCUGAAAGGUUUACAUUCAAUGCAGCCAACGUCAUCUAAGGCAUCGGUGCUUUACGCUCCACCGGUCGAUACUGAAGGUACUCUAUUGCGAUUUUGCGAGAAUCUGCGAUCGACCUUUCAGGAAGCCGGACUGAUGACAGAAGAAAACCGGCCCUUGCUAUUACAUGCUACUAUUAUGAACACGAUAUACGCCAAAGGGAGAAAUCGCAAAGGUGGGAAGCGACAUGAGAAGCUGACAAUCGAUGCAAGGGAUAUAUUAGACCGCUAUGACGAUUACGUAUGGAUGAAAGAUGUCCCGGUAGAGAAAAUCGCGAUAUGUAAGAUGGGGGCGAAGAAGCAAGAAGACGGUGAUGAAGCGUACGAAAUUGAAGCGGAAAUUGAGUUAACUUGACGAUGAUCGGUUGCUUCAAAUCAGGCAUUUUAUGUACCUAAUGUAAUGUCAGUAGGUACAAGAAAGUCGAGCUUCAUACAGCUCGGUGUAAGAAAGCUUGAUACCACGGGAUCGGAAGGAGCAUUAACCAUUGUACUACGGUAUUGUACUGACAAACAGUCUACCCGAACUUAAGCCGUUACGCAAUCCACACAGCCUCAA